CUAAUGCAGUCACGAGGCACACACUGUGUUCAUAAUAACUCCGGAGAAGGUUUGGAUUUAAUCGCUUGGUUAACAGAAUCGCUUGAUUUAACCGCUUGGUUAACAGAAGUUUGGAAAAGCAGAGAAAUAGAGUCGAAGAUUUCCGAACCCUGUCAGUCUACAAAAUACAUCAAAUGGCCUAUCAUCUCUGCAUAGACGAGCCAGACACUCCUAGGCCAGCAGAGACCACCGAAGAUGAUGUCCACCUAAUUCAUGUACAAUUCCAUGGCACCGAUCGAAACGACUAUAGAGUUGAGUAUGAAAAGCACAAGAGCACCAUGCUGACAGAAUACCUGAGACAACGUGAUGGGCCUGACUUCCACGAAAAUCUCAUGAAGCUGACUUUUGAUAUCACACCUGUCGAAGAUGCAAAUAAGUUCUGCCGAAGCGUUUUGGAAAGGGGGAUAUUUUGUCGUCGGCGCCCAUACAUCUACCUCGGUCACUCGGAUGAGCAGCUUGCCAAAAAAUCUUGUUACUUUAUUGCGGCAAAACAUGAAGAAAUCCACGACCUCUUGUCAAAGUUUGGAGACUUUUCUGAUGAGAAAAACGUGGCAAAGCGUGCCAGCAAAAUCGCCAUGCUCUUUUCACCAUUGACCGAAACUGUACAAUUGGCUGAAAAUGAUUUCAAAGUCGAACCAGAUGUGACAAAUGGAGUUUUCCCCUCGCACACUUUCACCGAUGGAUGUGGUUUCAUGUCUUUAAGAUUCGCUUCCGAAGUGCAAGAAGUCUUAGGUCUUGAUUACCAGCCUAGCGCCGUCCACGUACGCUAUCGAGGAAUAGAGGGCAUGCUAAUUCUUAAAGAAGAUCUGAGUGGUAUUAAAGUGCAGUUCCACAAAUCAAUGCAAAAGUUCCUGGAUCCUGAUGGAGAAAAGCCUGACGUUUUUAACAUCGUCAAUGUUAUCGGUUAUUCACGCCCAUUCACCAAUGGUUAUCUUAACUCUCGAAUGAUCAUGUUGCUUGAAGAACGUGGUGUUUCUGCCCAGAGUCUUGAGGCCUUACAAGAUGACUACCAUGAGUUGUUGGAAGGCAUAAACAAAGGAACCUCUGACUCUGAGUACUUCCUAAUGUUAAUGGGAGAAAUUUAUCUUUUGCAAGUAAUCCAAGACAACGGAAUUGACGGUCGCACAAAAAGGGAACUUAAGCGUUUACAGAAGCGCGAGCUGGAAGAAAUGGAGAUAGCUACGUACACAAGAGUUCUUGUCCCCAAAUCUCGCGAAGUAUUUGCCGUGUGUGAUCCUCUCAACAAGUUGAACUAUGGUGAGUGCUACUUCAAUCCCACUCUUCCUGGUAACAAGGCACGAGAUUUUACUGCCGGCCAGAAGUUUGUAGUAAUGCGAAGCCAAUGUUAUCAUCCAGGAGAUGUGCGUGUGUUGAAAAUGACUGACAAAAGAAAAGGGUACGAGAAACUGAAGGAUUGUCUGGUGUUGCCCGUCAAAGGCCCACGUCCCCAUGCGUUUGAAUGUUUCGGAGGUGACCUGAGCGGAAAAAAAUUCUUCGUCAGCUGGGAUCAAAGCAUCCUUCCGAGUGGAGAAGAGAAACCAUGCAACUAUUCGCCCUCCAUUAAAGCUAAAAUUUCCCCAGCUGUGGCUCACAUUGUCUCCAAAGUUGCCUCGAAAUUCAAGAGAACCAACCCAAGCAAAGGAGUGGAAGACAGAAAGGAAAUGGAGCUGUAUUUUGCCACAUAUUCUGAUCAAAUAAGCAAAGAGAUCGAACAGGCAUACUUGCAAUGUGCAACGACAUCGAGCCUCUCAUCAAAAGAAUUUCGACAUCUCAGCAAGAUGUUGUACCAAGUUACCAUCCCUGGAGAGGAUCUUCAGGAUUUGCAGGAAGAGCUCAACAGCAUAAAGCCUAAGAUACCCUCAGGAAAGAGCACAGGUCUACCAAUUGACCACGAGCCACAGCAUGCAUAUGAAAAUCCGGAGACAGAGCAUGAGCUAAGCACAAUCAGUGGACCGUCAAGAAGGCAAGUGAGCCUUACCGGAAGUCGGUCUACAAGUUUAGCGGCAAGUUUGGAUUCAUCACUCGACGAAGAGGAUUUCGAGGAGCGGCAGUCACUCAGACACAACACAAUGUCCGCGACGACUGCAUGCGAAGGUAGCGCAGGAGAUUCCUGUCACCGUGGUAUUAAAAUAUGGCAAAAGAUUGACGACAAAGCCAAGGAAUUUGUUCACCGUAUGCAGCGUGAAAUGAGGAAGAUCGUCGUGUAAAUUUCAGGGAGAGUUAAUGACGGCAGUUUUCUACAUCCACUUCAUUGGAGGUGGCUCAUAAGAGCCGUUUACUUGUUAUAGCGACCCAAUCAUAACUACUCUUAACAAUACAUUACCAUACCUUUUUUUCUUGCAAAACUAUUUUUGAGAAAAAAGAAGUUGCGUU
Pocillopora damicornis (cauliflower coral) is the source of this 2412-nucleotide messenger RNA. RefSeq lists its product as uncharacterized. The record is from RefSeq and is a predicted model, not a curated record. Gene Ontology annotation, biological process: siRNA processing. Lineage: Eukaryota; Metazoa; Cnidaria; Anthozoa; Scleractinia; Pocilloporidae. Gene Ontology annotation, molecular function: RNA-directed RNA polymerase activity. Gene Ontology annotation, cellular component: nuclear RNA-directed RNA polymerase complex.